Molecule: messenger RNA, 1319 nt
Organism: Colossoma macropomum (tambaqui)
Lineage: Eukaryota; Metazoa; Chordata; Actinopteri; Characiformes; Serrasalmidae
Exons: 5
Coding region: 268-1035 (255 amino acids)
Source: RefSeq, a predicted model, not a curated record
UUUUGGAAUUUAGUUGGUUUUGUUUGUAAGUUUGGACUUUAAUCAGUUUAGUUAGUUUUGAAGUCUGGCCACUUUCGUUUUGACACAAAAACAAACUGAGGCAGCUGCCCUGCCUCCACUGCGGAGGAACAGAGCAGACGUACUUCCGGUAUUGCGAACACAACACAGACACACUCCGUCGGUUAAACGGUGUGUUCGGUGUCGGAGAGCCCGUCUCUCCGCUUCUCUCUCCGGCUGUGUAGCGCUGACUCUCGGUCUCUCUCCCCGAUGGGAACCCGCUCCAGCCGGCUGCAGGCCGCUCCGUCCUCGCCCUCUCUUUCCAAGCGCGGCGGGGUGAAGCGCGAGUCUCGCCGGCUGCGCGGCGGCAGCAGGCCGGCCAGCCUGGCGCUGGACCUGUCGGGCAGUUUCGACCGCGACUCGGAGGCGAACCGGAGCCGCUCGGAGGAAGGCAGCGACUCGGACACGGGGAGUCCCGCAGACCCGCACCACGGGACCCCGGAUCAGGAUCCGGCUACGGCUCUCCCCGAAACCGGAGAGAAGCCCGAGGAGGAGGAGGAAGGAGAGCCGGGGCAGAGUGCGAGAAGCCCCGGCAGCAGUGAGCGGCUGGCCGCGGAGGAGGACGUGGGGCCUGCGCCGCACCGGACUUUCUCAGAGCGGCUUUCCGGCGGAAGGCACGCCUCGGUCGGCCGCAACGGCGCAGCCAGGGCGGCGAGGGUCAGGAGCCCCCGGCCCGUGUCUGAGGCUUGGAUCGGCCUGUACAGAGUCCGACACGGCACAAUCCGUUGCCCCUUUUGCACCAAGCCGUUCCCCGGAGGCCGAAUCGAGGAGCACCUACUGAGCUGCCUCACCUCUCCACCUCUGCCUUACAACACGGACGUGCUCAGUAGAGACAGCGGAGAGUGCUCCAUAUGCCUCGAAGAUCUGCUUCAGGGAGACACCAUCGCCCGCCUGGCCUGCCUAUGCGUCUACCACAAGAAAUGCAUCGACUCCUGGAGCAUGGUGAAGCCUUGUUGUCCAGAGCAUCCUUUUGAUUGACUUCAGUUCUACUCCGCACCUGCUUGACUCAGGAGACCACGCCCCGGCCAGCUACGUUGAUCCGAUGAAGAGAGGAUCGAGGGGAAUAAAACAAACCGAAACGAAACGAGCGAGAAACGCUGAAUGUGAGCUGGAGCCGAGACAGCCUGCUUUUCUGUGCUGUAGAGUGCUUGCUUGGACAAAAACGGGGUCUUGCUAGGCUUGCUUUUCCUCUCGUCACUCUCCGCUCGGAGACUCCCGAGUGAAUCUGCCAGACUCAACGGGACCUCGAAGCAAAACAGAGA